AUGGAUUUUCGAGGCAAGAAGUACGAGCGGGGCACUAACUGGUCGGAUCCCGAGGUAGUGGAGCUUCUGCAACUGUGGGCUGACGACUCCGUGCAGGCGGAGCUGGAGAGCUGCCUGCGGAACCAGCACGUCUUCAACCGGAUCGCCGAAGUGCUGCGCGAGAAGGGCAUCCACCGCACCGGCGAUCAGUGCCGGGAGAAGAUCAAGAAAAUGAAGCUCGAGUACCGUCGCAUCAAGGACAACAACAAGGCUCCGCGCGGGGGCAGGACGUGGAAGUUCUACGAGGUGAUGGACCGCGUCCUGGCCAGCCGCCCUCCGCUCGUCUACAGCGCCACCGGCAACGGCAACGGCAGCUACGUGUUGACGCAGCAAGGGCUCCCGGGUGGGGUGGUGGAGAGCUACCAUCCCCACUUGGGCCCUUCUUCGGCGCUGACCUUCCCACCCUCUCAGCCCCCCGAGCAGAUGGAGAUCAAAUGCGAGGAGGUGGAUUCAGAGGACCAGUGCUUGAUGCCUGAGCCUCUGCCUUCUCUCACUACUUACCAGCCUGGGGGCUCUGCUGAGGAGCAGGAGAUAGACAGGGCCUUCCUGGAGAGGUCCCAGCCUGACUCACCCAUCUCCAGGGUGGAGAUCCCCAUUGAGACCACUGUCUCCCUCUCAGGUUUCAGGGAACCUAAUGCAGUUUCUUCAUCCCGGAUCCAAAGUCUAGGGGCAUGGCCUGGUUUUUCUACUUUGCACCGCUUGAGGAAGAAAAGGAAAGGCCAGCGGUUAAAAGAUCCUAUGGAUGCCCUGCUGUUGAAGACUUUAACCGCCCAGCGGGAAAUGGAGGAGCGCUUUCUGCAGAUGGAGGAACGCCGCCUUCAGCGAGAUGUGGAAGUGGAGGAGCGCCGAAUCCAACUGGAGCAGCGACGCUUUGAAUUGGAACGGGAUCAUGACUUCCGUAUGUUCAAUGUCUUUGCCCAAAUGCUGAACGUCUUAAAGCAGGGCAAUCAGGGCUCUUGUGCAACUGGAGUAGCUUCAAAUGUAGACCUUCACCAAACAUUCUCCAAUUCCACAGAAAUAGGAGAACGGCUGUCAGAAGAAGCCAAGGCCCUCCAGUUAGGGCAAACCAGAUUGGAUAGCGCAACUAAGGGGUUGCAUUCCUGCCACCAUGCUGAUUUUCAAAACAGCUCUUACCUCUCUGUCCGAGGUAAUAUGGCUGUUGCUUCGAUGUUCUCAGAGGAGGUGUACCAGCUCUACCAUGAUGACAAGUAUGAUGAGGACAAAAACCCCAGUGGCAUCAUUAAUUUGGCUGUCAGCGAGAACAAACUCUGCUUUGAUCUAAUAUCCAAAAAGCUGACCCAAAGUGCCACGAACCUCACAGAUCCUUCCCUGCUGCAGUACCCUGAUUGGAAGGGCCAUAUGUUUGUACGAGAAGAAGUGGCUCGAUUUUUGACCUAUUACAGCAAAGCCCCUGCACCUCUCAAAACAGAAAAUGUGAUUCUGCAGAAUGGCUGUGGAUCUUUGUUUUCUACUUUAGCUAACGUUCUGUGUGAUUCAGGAGAAGCGUUCCUGAUUGCUACUCCUUUCUAUGGAGGAAUCAUCAAAGAUGUGCACAUGUAUGGCAGGGUCAAGCUGGUUUAUGCCUAUUUAGAUAGCCAGGUCACUGGCAGUUGCACUCGUCCAUUCCAGCUUACAGUGGAUAAGCUAAAGAAAGCCUUGCAGGAUGCACAAUCAGAGGGCAUCAAAGUAAGGGGUUUAAUUCUCCUGAAUCCACAAAAUCCCUUGGGGGAUAUCUAUUCUCUCUCAGAGUUACAGGACUACUUGGAAUUUGCAAAAAGACAUGAGCUGCACGUGAUUGUUGAUGAGGUCUAUAUGCUGUCAGUUUUUGAUGAUUCUGCCACAUUUCACAGUGUCCUGGAAAUAGACAGAUUGCCUGAUCCACAAAGGACCCAUGUGUUGUGGGGGGUUAGUAAGGAUUUUGCUAUGUCUGGAAUCCGGCUUGCUGCCUUGUACACACCAAACCAAGAUGUUAUCAAAGCUGUGUCUUGUUUUAGUUACUUUCAUUGUAUCUGUGGGCCUAUACAAUACCAAAUUGCCCAGCUACUCAGAGACAGAGAUUGGAUCAACCAAGUAUAUUUACGCACCAACCAUGAGAGACUGAAAGCUUCACACACUUUUAUAACAGAUGAACUCAAGACCCUUGGCAUUCCCUUCCUCAACCGCAGUGCAGGUUUUUUUAUAUGGAUAGACUUUCGAAAGUAUUUAAGAAAAAGAACAUUUGAAGAGGAGAUGCUACUGUGGAAACGCUUCCUGGACAAAAAGAUCUUACUCUCUCCUGGUAUCUCAUUUGAGUGCAAUGAGCCUGGCUGGUUUCGCAUUAUCUUUGCUGAUAAGAUAAAUCGACUGCGGCUUGGGAUGCAGAGAAUCUGUGAAGUACUAGAAGAACAAGAACGUGAAAUCCUGAAUGAAGACAAAGAUCCGUUGUGUCUGUCUGAAUCAGAAGGCACAGUAGACAGCACAGAUGAAGUGAUCUUUGUGUCUCACCACCAGGAACCAACUUCCUCCGGGAGUUCCUCCCUUGGCGAUCUAAUUGGUCUCCUUCAGCAACAAAUGCGCUCAUCUGAUUGGUUGCAGAAAAAUACAGUGGAGCAGUUUGCACAAGAGAAACCAGAAGUCUAUGAUGUUUUCAGCAAGUUAGUGGGGAAGAAAUAGCAUUGGUGCAUUCUUCCAGAGGCUAUCAAUCAAUUUUGUCUUUUAAAUUACUUAUUGAUAUUUUUUUCUAUCUACUAGGAAACCAUUUAUUUCUUUUCAGCCUUCUCAUAAUUAUGAUGGAUAGGGCGCAACUAGGAAGGGGUUGGCAUUUCUGCAAUCUCUAACUUUUGUAUUAUCUUUUUUUUUAAAUGAGUAGACUUGUCUCUUAAGCUAUUUCAUAUUUUUCUGAAGGGUUUUUUUUUUCAUCUUAACAGAUUGUUUUCAAAGAAUUGUCAUGCCUUUAGCUGAAACCCAGAAUGCAGCUAACUUGGAUCUAAAUUACACAUUUUGCAAAGUAAUUUUUUAAAAAAUUAGAAGCAGGUUUAAAUGUAUUCUUACACAGGUAAAGAAAGUCAUGGAUCUCAUUGUGAGAAGAUUUAUUAAUUAAGUCGAGGAUUCUCAAGGCCAGAAGACAUGUCACAUUUCCUGUCUCUUCACUGUUGAAGGGAUCAGGAGGAGACCCUAGAGCAGUGGUUCUCAACCUUCCUAAUGCCGCAACCCUUUAAUACAGUUCCUCAUGUUGUGGUGACCCCCAACCAUAAAAUUAUUCCUAAGACCAUUGAAAAUAUUAUUAUUAUUGUUAUUACUAUUAUUAUUUAUUGAAUUUGUAUACCGCCCUACUCCCGAAGGACUCAGGGUGGUGAACAGCCAAAAGAUAAAAUACAUAUAAUACAAAUGUUAAAAAACCAUUAAAAUACAAUUAAAUAAAUAUGUGUUUUCUGAUGGUCUUAGGUGACCCCUGUGAAAGGGUCGUUCGACCCCCAAAGGGGUUGCAACUCACAGAUUGAGAACCACUGCCCUAGAGCCAUCUCUUCCCUGUAGUUCUUCUCCUGUCAGACAUGAAUUGUUAUGGCUGACAUUAAUUAACUACAAUGAAUUGUACAAAAUACUAUCUUUUAACUGGGAUUUAAAGUGUAGUUAAGAAUGUUUUUCAGUUAGGGAGUAUGCAUUCUUUGUCUUUGGGAUCAAGAAGGCAUGAAACUGAUGUAGAACUAUUAACAGAAGGGGAGGGCAAAAAGCACUUUUUUAGUUAAAAAUACGUAAUGUAUGUUUAACGAAUCUAUUUUAUGCGGUGGGUUGGCUAUACAAACAAAAAGCAAAAAAAGUAUCACAUCAGCAAAAAUCGUUAACUUUUUGCUGAAAGGUGGCAAAGUAUUGCUAGACUCCAGAAGUUGCAGAAAUGGAUCUUAGCACACACACGUUUAUUGGCUACAAAUCACCACAUCUAAUUUAAAGCAAGUAUGCAGAAGCUGUGGCCUUCCAAUCUUGGGUGCCGCUUCCAAAGUUUUAAAUAUUAAUGGUAAAUUAAAGCAUUCACACACACAAGGGAAAUGGGACGUGAGGUUCUGAAUCCAUUCAGGAUUAUUAGCAGGCUGACAUUGUUACAUUUAUAUUGAUCUGGAAAUCUUCACAGUUAACAUAAAAUCUUAAAUUCUGUAAUAGUUUAAGGCACUCCACCUUGAGAUUACUAUGUUCUAAAUCUGUUUCUUUUUAUAGCUUGGAUUCAUAUCUGAAAUAAAAAAAUCCAUUGUUCUCUCAUCAGUCCUGAAACAAAAUAACAUCAUUCACACUUAGAAAUGCUGUUCUAUAAUAAAUUUUGCUAUAAAUUGAUUGUUUAAAACUUCUAUGGUAGGAUUGUCACGUGAAUAGGCAAAAUCCUAAUUUAGAUAGCUGCAUUAUAGAAAAGUGGAAAAUGUACCAUCACAUGAAAAGAAAUGGACCUUAAAUAAGGAUUUGCAAAUUAAUACUUAUUGAAGAAUACUGGUUGUUUCUUAAAUUGUUUUUAGAAUAAAUUAAGAUGAUUUUUAUCCAACAGCAGGAAGAGAAAGAGAAAAUAAUCUAAGAUUCAAUUGUUUGUCUUAGCACUUUGAUAGUAAAUGACAAUGAUGAUGGGUCAGUGUGCCUUAUCAGGAUUGUUUCAUAAAUUUUUAAAAUUUCUUUCCUAAAAAUAAUAAAAAAGAAAUUGCUA
Molecule: messenger RNA, 4699 nt
Organism: Pantherophis guttatus
Lineage: Eukaryota; Metazoa; Chordata; Lepidosauria; Squamata; Colubridae
Product: 1-aminocyclopropane-1-carboxylate synthase-like protein 1
Biological process (GO): biosynthetic process; amino acid metabolic process
Molecular function (GO): transaminase activity; pyridoxal phosphate binding
Source: RefSeq, a predicted model, not a curated record